UCCUUCCCCGCCAUAGCCAAGAUCCAUCUCACCUCCACCCACUGUUCCACGAGAUUGAGAGAGAAAGAGCUUCAAGGCAAGUCGAUUAUUUAUAGAAAAAGCCCCCGGCAAUGGCGAAUGGUGGUGUUGCACCUCCUUGACGAGGAAGAAGAAUACCUCAGGCUCAACCCUUUGCGAAAGUAAUCGUUUUGAAGGAAGGGGUAUCGUCAAAACUCGCUUUUUUCUACAGUAUCAGGCGCUGCGAAUGUGUAGGAACAGUAGAAGUUGCAGCAGAGUGGUGGUUGCUCGUGAAUGAGGGCGCUUCAUUCGCUUGUCGACAACAAAGCGUCCGCUCUAAGCAAGGCUUUGAUAGCCCAUUGUCAAGCUAUCGUAGCAGGGACUUUGAGGGAUCUCUAUACUGCCAAUAACAUAUUAAGUGGGUAUACGAAAUGCGGAGAAAUCUGGGUUGCUCACCAACUGUUCGACCGAAUGCGCAACAGGGAUACAGUGUCCUGGAACACCAUGAUUUCCGGUUAUGUUAAUAGUGGUAAGUUGGAGAGAGCAUGGGAUUUUCUGGAGUCAAUGAGACAAUGUGGACUAGACGUGGAUGCUUAUACUUUUUCAAGUAUGCUGAAGGGAGUAGCCAGUGCUAGUAGACUUGAUCUCGGACAGCAAUUGCAUUCCUUGAUUUUCAAGCAAGGAUAUGCCAGGAAUGUUUACGCGGGAAGCGCUCUUUUGGACAUGUAUGCUAAGUGCGAGAGGGUUAAGGAUGCGUACAUCAUGCUUCAACACAUGCCACAACGUAACUCUGUCUCGUGGAAUGCACUUAUCAGUGGAUUUGCGCAAAGCCGUGACAGAGAGACCACAUUUGGGCUUUUAGAUAGCAUGGAGCAUGAGGGUGUUAAACCAGAUGAUGGGACCUUCGCUCCUCUCUUGACAUUGCUCAACGACCAUGAGUUUAUCAAGCUAACUGCACAGGUCCAUGCCAAAGUUAUGAAGCAUGGUCUAGAAUGGGAAAAUACUGUUUGUAAUGCUGCAGUUUGUUCAUACUCGGAGUGUGGUUCCAUUGAAGAUGCUAAGAAACUGUUUGAUAGCGUUGUCUUUAGAGAUAUAGUGACAUGGAAUUCAAUGCUUGCUGCUUACCUUGUGCAUGGUGAAGAAGACUCUGCCUUUAGGCUUUUUAUUGAUAUGCAAUGGCUGGGCAUUGAACCAGAUUUUUACACUUACACAAGUGUCAUAAGUGCUUGUUUUGAAGAAGCACAAGAAAAUCUGGGAAAGUCCUUCCAUGCUUUGGUAAUUAAAAGAGGUCUGGAGCAAUCAUUACCAAUCUCCAAUGCAUUUAUUGCUAUGUAUAUCAAAUUGGGUAAUGGAUCCAUGGACGAAGCUAUUAGUGUCUUUGAAUCAAUGGAAUCCAAGGACCGGGUCUCUUGGAAUUCCAUGUUGACUGGAUACUCCCAAGUUGGGUUAAGUGAAGAUGCAUUGGAACUUUUUGCUCGGAUGAGAUCUUUGAAUACUGAGAUCGAUCAUUAUGCUCUUUCGGCAGUUCUCAAGUCUUGCUCUGAUUUAGCAACUCUCGUUUUGGGCCAACAAGUUCAUGCAUUGGCACUUAAGUUUGGCUUCGAGUCAAAUGAAUAUGUUGGCAGUGCCCUGAUCUUUAUGUACUCUAAGUGUGGCAUUAUUAAAGAUGCUAGAAGCUCUUUUGAAGAGACCUUCCAAAGCAGCUCAGUCACUUGGAACGCGAUUAUCUUUGCCUACGCACAACAUGGUCUAGGACACGAUGCACUUGAUCUUUUCCAUAUGAUGAGAGCAAGGAGAAUAAAGCUUGAUCACAUCACCUUUGUUGCUGUACUGACUGCUUGUAGCCACAUUGGUUUGGUUGAAGAGGGCUAUGGGUUUCUAUUAUCAAUGGAAACGGAUUAUGGAAUCCCUCCAAGGAUGGAGAACUAUGCUUGUGCAAUUGAUCUUUUUGGGCGUGCUGGGCUUGUGAAUGAGGCUAAGGCCUUGGUGGAUUUGAUGCCGUUUCAACCUGAUAUGAUGGUGUGGAGGACUUUAUUGGGUGCUUGUAGGAGUAGCGGGAACUUGGAAUUGGCUUGUCAGGUCGGGAAUCGACUACUUGAGUUAGAGCCUGAAGAACAUAGCACUUAUGUUCUGCUCUCGGACAUGUAUGGGCGCCUUCAAAAAUGGGGUGAUCAUGCGAGGGUAAAGAGGCUUAUGAGGGAAAGAGGGGUGAGGAAGGUCCCUGGCUGGAGUUGGAUUGAGGUUCAAAACCAGGUUCAUUCUUUUAACGCUGAAGACCGUUCCCACCCACUCUGCGAAGAUAUAUACCCUGUGUUGGAAGGCUUGAUGGAUGAAGUAAUAAAGGUGGGUGGGGAUGCCAAUUCAGAGGAUCCGUUGCAACAAACAGAGAUAUGGUUCGGGACUCUUUGACAGUGACAUUUAUUCAUAUUCUCUUAGUUGAUGGCAACGAAUUUCAUUGGUUCAGCUACAGGUGCUUGGAUAAUUUUUUAGGCAAACAGUCGGUGCGGCGAAUAAGGAAGAUUGAUAAGCAUUCUCCAUUGUAAUCAUACAGAAACACAAAUUUCAGGCAGCCUUCUUCUCAUUGUUUUAUGCUCGAUGAAGAGGAAGAGAAAUUGGUUUUCCGUGAAUGUGAAGCAUACCCUUAUUCAAUCGAAGUUACUAUCUCAUCUAAAUAGGAACUCCCUCUUUGUUGCUCCUCAAGGGGAAAAAGCUGUGAAGCUGGGAGAGGGAGUCAGCAUAGUGGAGGAUGAAAAGGAGGAUGCCUUUCGGUAGAUCAUGAUUUCAUUAGUUUAUCAAUUAUACGUAACUGAACCUUUGCAUUGGGGAAGUCUUACCUGGACCAAUGACAUGAUUACGAUGUUAAGGUACCUUUAGUCAUAGUGGGUUGUUGGCUCCACCCGUUAUUUCCUUCUACGACAUGCUGUUGUCAUCGCCAAAUUCUAUGUCGCUCGGUCAUCUCUACCUCACUGCCGGUCAGUACCUCCGAAAGAAAGAUAGGACUUCAUUAAGGGGAGAUGCUGAGUUAAUUUGCUAGUGAACGAGUGUGUGAAACUCAAUACUGACAGGGCAACCAAAGGCAACCCGGGUUUCGCCAGAGCAGGUGCUGUGUUCGGAGAUGGAGGAGGAAAUUACAUUUGGAGGCUGCACAAGUUUGGUGGGGCAUAUGCUCUUCCACACCGGCGGAACUUUGGGCUUUAUCGGCACGAUCCCGAAUUUGCACGACUAUUCGACCCUCAAAUGAUGCUCCUAGUUGAAACGGAAUCGCCAUUGGUUAUAGAGUUGUUAAGGAACAAGGACAGGAAUACAAUGAAGCGGGAUCCUUUUGCUGAAUCGAAUCAAACGACCGCGUUUUCGAAUGCCAUUACAAGAAUGGACCAGCAGAUUUGCUCGCUAACUUUCUGCAGAAUCUACAUUUUCUGCAGAAGCCCCGGGCAGACUGGUCCAAUAUUGUUCUUGGCGGUAUAUGCUCAGAUAGGCGUUUCCCAUUGGAGUUUUGGAUUCUCCUUUGGCUUUUUAGCCCUUUGUAUCCAAACACACACAAAAGAAAAAAAACAA
Molecule: messenger RNA, 3552 nt
Organism: Syzygium oleosum
Lineage: Eukaryota; Viridiplantae; Streptophyta; Magnoliopsida; Myrtales; Myrtaceae
Product: putative pentatricopeptide repeat-containing protein At3g25970
Exons: 1
Coding region: 292-2406 (704 amino acids)
Biological process (GO): RNA modification
Molecular function (GO): protein binding; RNA binding
Source: RefSeq, a predicted model, not a curated record